CCAAAGAAUUCAGAGAAAAAAAAAAAAAAAAGGUCAUUUCGUCUCUGAAUCAAAGAAGAAGAAGCUAUGGCGGAUCAGCUAACAGAUGAACAGAUCUCUGAGUUUAAGGAAGCUUUUAGCCUCUUCGACAAAGAUGGAGAUGGUUGCAUUACCACAAAGGAGCUGGGAACAGUGAUGCGGUCACUAGGCCAGAACCCAACAGAAGCUGAGUUACAAGACAUGAUCAACGAGGUGGAUGCUGAUGGUAAUGGCACCAUUGACUUCCCUGAGUUCUUGAACCUAAUGGCCAAGAAGAUGAAAGACACAGACUCAGAGGAAGAGCUGAAAGAAGCUUUCAGGGUUUUCGACAAAGACCAGAACGGUUUCAUAUCCGCUGCUGAGCUCCGUCAUGUCAUGACUAACCUCGGGGAGAAACUGACUGAUGAAGAGGUCGAGGAGAUGAUCCGUGAAGCAGAUGUCGACGGUGAUGGUCAGAUAAACUACGAGGAGUUCGUCAAGAUUAUGAUGGCUAAGUGAUGAAUGAUAAGAAGAAGAAAAUGAAGAAUAAAAUUGCGGUGUUUUAGGCUUUUUUACUAUCUCUACAAAAAAAAAGAUUCAGACCUUAGUGUUUUGGGUUUGAUUAAUGAGCCUAAAUAGUUCUCAAGAUUUUAACAGACUGAAAUUGUGACUUGUCUUUUUUUACUUUGUUGGUCUUUUCUUGUUGGCAUAAUGCAAAUGUUUAGAUUUUGGUAACUAGAGUGGUCGCGAAAAGCUCUUAUUAUA
Capsella rubella is the source of this 762-nucleotide messenger RNA. RefSeq names its product calmodulin-1. The transcript has 2 exons. The record is from RefSeq and is a predicted model, not a curated record. Gene Ontology annotation, molecular function: calcium ion binding; enzyme regulator activity. Lineage: Eukaryota; Viridiplantae; Streptophyta; Magnoliopsida; Brassicales; Brassicaceae. Bases 67 to 516 code for a protein of 149 amino acids.